AAGAGCUAAAAAAAAAAAAACAGAAAAAAGAAAAAAAAACAUAAUCAAAGCAUUUCCAAAGCACGUUGCCACUUCAAGUCCUCAUUCUUCAACAUAUCUCUCUCUCGUUAAACUAUUUAAUUUUAAUUAGUUGUUAUUAAUAAAGCAAAAUCCAAAAACUCCCCCACCAACUAAAGAGCAAACAAAAAGGCUCUCUCCCUCUCUCUCUUCCCCCGAAAUAAAAACCGAACUUUUUUUUUCUCUCUCAAAAAGCUUCACACGCAAAAGAAUCCAUACCAAGUGUCCUUGUUUUCCAUGUUUCCUUAUCACUACAAGUUUUUAUUUUUUAAGUAUUAUACUUGUUAUUCGCUUCUGGAUUUUGGGUUUUGGAGGUUUUCCUUCUUGCGGUUGUCUCCAUUCAUGGUUGUUCAACUGCUGUCUACAUACAUACAACUCUGUCACUAGGAAAAAAGAAGAAAGUUUUAGUCUUAAUGUUACUGCUAUUAUUAUUUUAAUAGAGUAUUUUUGACUUCUCUGUCUGUGUAUAUACUUGGGGAGGCUCUUUUAGCAAAUGGGCAUUCGUUGAAUCUCUUCACUCAUGGAUCUAGAGACUGGUGUUUACAAAAACUAUGUUAAGAAGGAAUCAUGGAGAACAGUAUUGACUUUGGCAUACCAAAGCCUUGGAGUUGUCUAUGGGGAUUUAAGCACUUCUCCUUUAUAUGUUUUCAAAAGCAUAUUUGAGGAAGAUAUUCAACACUCCGAGACAAAUGAAGAAAUCUAUGGGGUUUUGUCUUUUGUUUUCUGGACUCUCACUUUGGUUCCUUUGCUCAAAUAUGUGUUUAUAGUGCUUAGAGCUGAUGAUAAUGGUGAAGGAGGGACUUUUGCCUUGUAUUCAUUGCUGUGUCGACACGCCCGAGUCAACUCAUUGCCCAAUUGCCAAUUAGCAGAUGAAGAGCUGAUUGAGUACAAGAAGGAUAGUAUUGGUUUGGCACCAAAAUCAAGUUUUGGGUCAAGGUUGAAAUCCACUUUAGAGAAGCAUAGGGUGCUGCAAAGGUUCUUGCUUGUUCUUGCUUUGAUUGGGACCUGUAUGGUGAUUGGUGACGGCAUCCUCACGCCAGCUAUUUCAGUUUUCUCGGCGGUGUCAGGGUUGGAGCUUUCGAUGUCAAAAGAGCAUCACAAAUAUGUAGAGGUUCCGGUCACCUGCAUCAUACUGAUAGGUUUGUUUGCCCUUCAACAUUAUGGCACACACAGGGUUGGAUUUUUGUUUGCACCUGUGGUUCUAAUAUGGCUUCUAUGCAUCAGUGCCAUUGGGUUAUAUAAUGUUAUUCACUGGAAUCCUCAUGUGUAUCAUGCACUCUCUCCAUAUUACAUGUACAAAUUUUUUAGGAAAACACAGAGAGGAGUUUGGAUGUCCCUAGGUGGUAUUUUAUUGUGUAUAACAGGCUCAGAAGCUAUGUUUGCUGAUCUUGGGCAUUUUUCACAAUUGUCAAUAAAGAUUGCUUUCACCUCUUUGGUUUAUCCAUCCUUGAUUCUUGCAUACAUGGGGCAAGCUGCCUAUCUAUCUCAGCAUCAUAUUAUCAAAAGUGAUUACAGAAUUGGAUUUUAUGUAUCUGUACCAGAGGAGUUAAGAUGGCCGGUUCUGGUUAUAGCCAUACUUGCUGCAGUAGUUGGAAGCCAAGCUAUCAUAACUGGAACGUUCUCAAUCAUCAAACAGUGUACUUCUCUUGGCUGCUUCCCAAGAGUCAAAAUAGUCCACACGUCAUCCAAAAUCCAUGGUCAGAUCUACAUUCCAGAGAUUAACUGGCUCCUGAUGGUAUUAUGCUUGGCAGUUACUGUUGGCUUUAGAGACACAAGGCGCAUGGGUAAUGCAUCAGGCUUGGCUGUUAUAACUGUAAUGCUGGUCACCACUUGCCUGAUGUCUUUGGUAAUUGUGUUGUGCUGGCAAAAGAGUGUGUUCCUCGCAAUAGGCUUUGUUUUCUUUUUUGGUACAAUUGAAGCACUGUACUUCACAGCUUCCCUCAUCAAGUUUCUUGAAGGUGCCUGGGUUCCAAUUGCCCUUGCAUUUAUCUUCCUGAUAAUCAUGUGUGUUUGGCACUAUGGCACACUGAAAAAAUACGAGUUUGAUGUUCAAAACAAGGUCUCUAUCAACUGGUUACUUAGCUUGGGACCCAGUCUAGGCAUAGUACGGGUUCGUGGGAUUGGACUUAUACACACAGAGCUUGUAUCUGGAAUCCCUGCAAUCUUCUCCCACUUUGUCACUAAUCUUCCAGCCUUCCACCAGGUCCUAGUCUUUCUUUGCAUCAAAUCUGUCCCAGUUCCUCAUGUUAGACCUGAGGAGCGGUUUCUGGUGGGUCAUAUUGGCCCUAGGGAAUUCAGGCUCUAUAGGUGCAUUGUACGAUAUGGGUAUCGCGAUGUUCAUAAAGAUGACAUGGAGUUUGAGAAAGAUCUUGUUUGCAGCAUUGCAGAGUUUAUACGCUCGGGAAGUGUUGCUCCUGGCAAUGUUAAUGAAGAUCUGGUGAAGGAUGACGAUAAAAUGACGGUUGUUGGAACAUGUUCUAGCCAUACAGAAGGGAUUCAAAUGAGUGAGGAUGAAUAUGAUGCAGACAACAAAGAGGCAGCUGGACCAUCAGAGUUGAAGGAGAUAAGGUCACCUGUAGUUAAACCAAGAAAAAGAGUACGGUUUAUUGUACCGGAGAGCCAACAGAUAAACUCUGGAGCAAGGGAAGAGUUACGGGAACUUUUGGAAGCAAGGGAAGCUGGGACAUCUUACAUACUAGGGCACUCAUAUGUUAAAGCCAAGCAAGGAUCUAGCCUGAUAAAAAAACUUGUAAUUAACAUCGGGUAUGAAUUCUUGAGAAGAAACAGCAGACCGCCUACCUAUGCACUAAGCGUACCCCAUGCGUCUACUUUGGAGGUGGGGAUGAUAUACCAUGUUUAAUCUUUUCUUUUUUAUCUUUUUUUUUUUUAUGGAAUGCCUUUUGGUGAUAUAGAAAUAGUAUAAAUGUAUCAUGUACAUGUUUACAAUGGUGUGCGAUAGAUGGAAAGCCACCAUGGUUAGCGGUGAAUGAAAGAACUACCUAUCAAUUUUGGUUAA
This is a messenger RNA of Durio zibethinus, 3073 nucleotides long. Its product is annotated as potassium transporter 6-like. Gene Ontology annotation, molecular function: potassium ion transmembrane transporter activity. NCBI's taxonomy places the organism in Eukaryota, Viridiplantae, Streptophyta, Magnoliopsida, Malvales, Malvaceae. Gene Ontology annotation, cellular component: membrane. Gene Ontology annotation, biological process: potassium ion transmembrane transport. The record is from RefSeq and is a predicted model, not a curated record.